AAGUAAUAGCUCUAAUAGUCUGUUUACAUAUCAGGUUACUGUGAGCAGAUAGAUCAGUAGCUCUGACGCUCCGCGGAGCGACGGGCGUUUCUCUUCCCCUCUGGCGAAUGACUUUACAAAAAGGUGUGCAUUUCGUACUUGGGAAUAGGAGCAGGGCUUCAUUCGCACAUGGCUGGAGUUGGCGGAAAGAGCGCAGUGUCGUUCUCCGUGCUCAAGCGCUCGUUCUCGCUGCGCGGCUCCCCGCGGUCGGUGCUCACUGGCGGGCGGCGCAGCGCGCAGGAAGGGUGGCUGGUGGCCCGUCCUCCUCACCCGCUCAGAGCUCACCGACACCCCGCGUAUGUGUGUUUCUCCUACCAGGACUCCAUGAGCGAAACCCUGCGGACCUGCUACGCGUAUCUGAACCAGACCAGCCGGAGCUUCGCGGCGGUGAUUCAGGCCCUGGAUGGAGAACUGCGGCAUGCCGUGUGUAUUUUCUAUCUGGUUCUGCGAGCCCUGGACACCGUAGAAGACGACAUGACCAUCCCGCUGGAGAAGAAGGUCCCGCUGCUGCACGACUUCCACACGUUCCUGUAUCAGCCCGAGUGGUGCUUCACAGAGAGCAGAGAGAAAGACCGACGGGUCCUGGAGGAUUUCCCUACGAUUUCAGUGGAGUUCAGGAACUUGGGCCAAGAGUAUCAGGACGUCAUUUCAGACAUCUGUCACCGGAUGGGUGUAGGAAUGGCUGAAUUCCUGGAGAAGAAAGUUGCUUCAAUGAAGGAGUGGGACAAAUACUGUCAUUAUGUGGCGGGUCUGGUGGGGAUCGGACUGUCCCGACUCUUCUCUGCGUCCCAGCUGGAGGAUGUUGAGGUGGGCCGGGACACGGAGCUGGCCAACUCCAUGGGUCUGUUCCUCCAGAAGACCAACAUCAUCAGGGACUAUCUGGAGGACCAGCAGCAGGGACGGGCCUUCUGGCCGCAGGAGGCCUGGAGUCAGUUCGCGUCCCGUCUGGAGGAUUUGGCCCAGCCUCAGCACCUGAGCUCCGCCCUGUCCUGUCUCAACCUGCUGGUGACCGACGCCCUCCGCCACGUCCCUGAUGUCAUCGCAUACCUGUCCCGCCUCCGCAACCAGAGCGUCUUCAACUUCUGUGCCAUUCCACAGGUGAUGGCGAUAGCGACUCUGUCUGCGUGCUACAACAAUCCUCAGGUGUUUCAGGGUGUGGUGAAGAUCCGGAAGGGUCAGGCGGUGACGCUCAUGAUGCAGGCCACAAACAUGGGCGCCGUUCAGAGCAUCAUCGCUCAGUACAGUCAGGAGAUCCUGCAGAAAGUUUCCGUCACGGAUCCGUCCCAGGAAAAGACUCUGUGUAUCCUGAAUCUCAUCUGUGAGAAGAGCCUGUCUGGAGCGGCGCUGUCGUCCCGAGCGCACCACAUCUCUCCGAUGUACGUUUCGGCGGCCAUGCUGCUGGCGGCCCUCAGCUGGCAGUACCUUAAUGCCACGGCGGGGCCACCAGGGGGCGCAGACAUGCAGGGACACUGAGACGCUUCCCUCCGAACGCUGACGGCUGAACCUGCCAGAACAACAGGCUUGAGAGGGGUUGUUUUUUUUUAUUUAGGUGAAUCUCACAAAAACACACGUCCAGCUCAUGUUUCACCUCAUUUUUCUCAAGCGAGGAAAAAAUAAGAAAUCAUAUUUUGCAUUAAGAAAAUUAAGCCUAUUAUAAUUUUUAACUUUGUAAAAUAUUUUUUUACACAAAUAAAAUUAAAGAAAACAUAUAUUUUUAUUUAAAAAAUAUAAAUUACAUUUAUAAAAACAUUCAAAUACACAUACAUAUACUUAUAUAAAUUUAUAUAUAUAUAUAUAUAUAUAUAUAUAUAAUUUUAAUUUAUAAUAUAUAUGUAUGUGAAAGUGUAGUUUUUAUAAAAGUAAAUUAUAUUUAUGCAUUUUAUUUAUAUAUAUAUAUAUAUAUAUAUAUAUAUAUAUAUAUAUGUAUAUAUGUAAUUUAUAUGUAUGGUCGUUGGUCAUAUAUAGCUUAAAUAUUUAAUUUCAGUUUUUUUCACUUGUUUUUGUGGUGAAAUAUGACCCGAACAUGUUCCUGAGAUUCAUCUGGUUGUUCGGUGUCCGGUUACAGUAAUUGCGUCUUUGACGGACGUUCUUCAAGCUUCAUUUGAGACUCUCAAAGAAAAUUAUUGUAAAGUCAUUUUCUGACGCUGAGGGUUUUGUUGAUUUUCUGUGUGUUUUUUGUUCCAUCAAACCAUUCUAAAAAAUCAAGCACACGUGCAGAAAACAAUUUUCAUUACAAUAUAAAAAUAAUCUGUCCUUUAGACAGAAAUUUGUUUUGCUUUACCUUUAAUAGUUCGCAAUUACAUGCAGACUGUCAAGCGGUUGCGGUCUGACGAUUAAAAACUAGUGCUGUCAAAUCGAUUAAUCGCAUCUAACAUACAAGUUUGUAAAUAUAUAAUAUACAUAUAUACAUGCAUACACAAACACGUGUGUGUGUGUGUGUGUGUGUGUAUAUAUAUAAUAUAUAUAUAUUACACACACAAACUUUUAUGUUAGAUGCAGUUAGAUGAUUAAUCGAUUUGACAGCGCUAUAAAAACCCUUCAUCACAUGUUAGUUUUGUUGGUGAAACACAUGAAAUCCAUCAUAUUUCACCCCAAAAUCAAUGGAAAAAAGCCUAGUUUUAGGACCAUUAUGAUUUGUUACACUGUAAACUAUUUUAAUGCUUUAAUUUCUGCACAAUUUCUUAGUGCAGUAAAAAAAUAAGGAUGAAAAUAAUGUCCAAAAAUACUUUUUCCCCUCUUGAUUAUGGGGUGGAAAAUGACCCAGACGUGGUUUUGACAGGUGUCAUGUGGUUUUGAAGAUCAUACGUGUGGAAAUGUUUAACGUCCGGUCGGGUCUCAUCUCAACACUGGAUCAUAGUUCUGGUUUUGCACAUGAAUUGGUCCAUUUUCAUCGGGUCAGUUUGAGUAUUCAGUCACUGCGGAGAGCCAGAUAUCUGCCGUGCGACUGUAAAGUGUCCUUAAUAUUCAGCUUUUAUAUGGAAAAGCUUGUACAUACCAACAUUCGGUUUAUUUAGCAUUGCUAUGUAAUGUGGGAGUUUGGUUUGUAAAUAAAUGUAGAGAUAAUGAAUAUA
This is a messenger RNA of Ctenopharyngodon idella (grass carp), 3110 nucleotides long. It is a transcript of the gene fdft1, whose product is annotated as farnesyl-diphosphate farnesyltransferase 1. Gene Ontology annotation, biological process: cholesterol biosynthetic process; farnesyl diphosphate metabolic process. NCBI's taxonomy places the organism in Eukaryota, Metazoa, Chordata, Actinopteri, Cypriniformes, Xenocyprididae. Gene Ontology annotation, molecular function: squalene synthase [NAD(P)H] activity. The record is from RefSeq and is a predicted model, not a curated record. The coding region runs from base 169 to 1512 and encodes 447 amino acids. Gene Ontology annotation, cellular component: endoplasmic reticulum membrane. The transcript has 7 exons.